UCCCGUCCUACGCUUGAGCGAGUGCUUGAAAACAUGCAGGCCACACUCGCGGCACUCACAGAGCGCAUAGAAACACUGGAAGAGCUCGCGCAUCGUUCAAACCCAUCACUAUCAGCUCCUGGGCGCGUCUCGCCCCGCUGGACAGUUUCAUCGUCCGCCGCACGUCCUAGGUAUGACCUGGACGACAUGGGCAUGUGGUCUGUCGUGAUGCGACCCAUGGCUCGUGUCAUUAACCUGUUGCGAUAUGUUCUCUCGUUCUUGGCACAUGGGAGCCAGAGCCGCUCACCUGCUGUUGUCGUCGUGAGACGAUUAUUCCUGGACAUCUCAUUUAUGCUUUGUAUGCUUGCUGUGACAAGAAUCGCAUGGAGGCGGAGCGGCAUGCGGAGGAGAGAGGUUAUGUUUGCACUGGGUGGCCUGUGGCGCGCGGUGGCAGGC
Messenger RNA from Postia placenta MAD-698-R-SB12, 435 nucleotides. RefSeq lists its product as hypothetical. The annotation marks the transcript as partial. NCBI's taxonomy places the organism in Eukaryota, Fungi, Basidiomycota, Agaricomycetes, Polyporales, Adustoporiaceae. The record is from RefSeq and is a predicted model, not a curated record. The transcript has a single exon.